AUGGCCAAGAAGCAAAACAAGAAACCAGUGGAACAACCACCAAACGAAGAGGAGGAGCAAGUUUCAAUGGAGGAAAAAUGUGAAGAGCUCCUCAAAACUCCACCAUCCACCGGCCAACAAGCUUCUGAUUCUGAAACCGAGAAAAUCGUUUCCACGAAGGAAGUGGCUGAGUCAUCUGCUGAUGUCGCUUCAACCAAGACAAAAAAACGGCCUGUUGAAGAAAGCUCAAGCGGCGUGAACGGGAAACGUCUCAAGACGGAAGAGAAGAAACCAAUGUUUCAGAGGAUUUGGUCACUAGAGGAUGAGAUCGUCUUACUUGAAUCAAUCAUCAAGUUUGGGAAGGAUCCUUUAAAAGACAAGACUGGUUCUUUUCACCACUCGGUCAAGUCAUUGAUUCAAUUUGAGGUGAGUAACUCUCAAGUUAUAACCAAGAUACAGAAUAUGAGAAAGAAAUAUUUAGGCAAAGCGCACAAGGCUGUUGUGAGAUUCUCGAAACCUCAUGAUCGUUUAUGUUUCGAAAAGUCCGAAGAAAUCUGGGGACCUAAUGGGAUCCUGGAGAAGAAAGUGGAUGAUGAUGUGAUGUCUGAAGAAGACGAGUGGUUCGAGAACUCUUUUCUUCCAGGGUCAGUUGCAAGUGAUUGUUUGUGUGAAGGAAUGGUGAAACGAGGUUGGAACUUGGUUCAAACGGAGAGGAAGCACAAGAUUCAAAAGAAGUUGAAGGUCUUGGAGAAGGAAUACAACAGGAUUGCUUUCCGAAAGAAGGAAUUCAUUAAUGACAUCACCUCCGCCAUUUACGAAGUAACAAGUUAG
This is a messenger RNA of Arabis nemorensis, 810 nucleotides long. The record is from the annotation of a GenBank genome assembly. Lineage: Eukaryota; Viridiplantae; Streptophyta; Magnoliopsida; Brassicales; Brassicaceae.